UGGUUUAGUUCUAUUUAACAUCUUUCUCUCUUUCAAAAGACAAGACUAUAGUAAUCAUUCUACUUCUUCUAUUCCUCCAAUAAGCGAAUUCUCAGAUUUGUAUGCAUGGAGAAAACAACAACGCACAUUGUAGUAAUUCCCAGUGCAGGAUUCAGCCACUUCGUUCCCAUUAUCCACUUCUCAAAACAACUCGUUGAGCUUCACCCAGAAAUUCACGUAGCAUGCAUCAUUCCCAUACUAGGGUCUCUCCCAAGUGCCGCAAAACCCAUUCUCCAAACCCUUCCACAAAACAUAAACACCAUUUUCCUUCCACCGGUGAACCCUAAUGAGCUACCACAAGGUAUUCCCGUAGUUCUCCAAAUUCUGCUCGCAAUGGCUCACUCCAUGCCCUCCAUCCACCACACCCUCAAGUCCAUAACUUCAAAGACUCCCCACGUGGCAAUGGUGGUUGAUACUUUCGCCUAUGAAGCACUAGAUUUUGCUCAAGAGUUCAACAUGUUAUCCUACGUUUACUUCCCUUCCGCGGCUACGACACUCUCCACACACUUCUAUUUUCGCACGUUGGACGAGGAAACAUCGUGUGAGUAUCGAGAUCUGCCACACCCUAUCAAAGUACCAGGUUGUGUGCCGUUUCAUGGCCGCGAUCUCUAUGCUCAGGCCCAAGAUCGAACCAGUGAACUUUAUAAAAUAUCACUCAAACGAUAUGAACGGUACCGUUUCGUUGAUGGGAUCUUCAUUAACAGCUUCUUGGAAUUGGAAACUGGUCCUAUAACAGCAUUGCAAGAUGAGGAAAGGGAGUACCCACCUUUAUAUCCUGUUGGACCACUUGUCCAAACUGGGACAGCAUCUUCUGCAAAUGGGUUGGACUUGGAGUGUCUAGCAUGGUUGGACAAACAACAAGUUGCUUCUGUUUUGUAUGUUUCUUUUGGGAGUGGUGGAACACUCUCACAAGAGCAAAUAACUGAGCUUGCUUUUGGUUUGGAAUUGAGUAACCAUAAGUUCUUAUGGGCUGUGAGAGCACCAAGUAAUGUAGCCAAUGCUACAUAUAUUGGUGAACAAAAACACGUUGACCCGUUAGAGUUCAUGCCAUGUGGGUUUUUGGAGAGAACCAAAGAGAAAGGCAUGGUUUUUCCUUCAUGGGCACCCCAAAUUCAAAUCCUUAGCCACAGUUCAGUUGGAGGGUUCUUGACUCACUGUGGUUGGAAUUCGAUCCUUGAGAGUGUGCUAAAGGGUGUGCCAUUCAUCACAUGGCCACUGUUUGCGGAGCAGAAAAUGAAUGCGAUUUUGCUAUGUGAGUGUCUCAAAGUGGGAGUGAGGCCAAGAGUUGGUGAAAAUGGUUUGGUGGAAAGGGCUGAAAUUGUGACGGUGAUAAAGUGUCUAAUGGAAGAGGAAGAAGGUAAGAAAAUGCGUGAAAGAAUGAAUGAGUUAAAAGAAGCUGCUACUAAUGGUCUCAAACAAGAUGGGGCUUCUACCAAGAACUUUUCUCGGGUAGCAUUCAAGUGGAAAAAUUUGGCAUAGGAGAACAAGUUUUAUUGAAUGCUUUGAUCAGGAUCUUGGUUUAAUUUAUUAGUUAUUACCUUCUUUUUUUUUCUGUUUCUGCUUUCCUAGUAAGUAAUUCUGUGGAGUAUUGUACUAGAAUUUCUGAUCUAGAACGAGAUCAUAAUGAUAAUUUGCACUAUUAGGCUCGUGUUGCAGCAUGCUUAUGUGGCAAUAUUUUAUUCGACAGACGACUUUAGAUAGUCUUAUAUCUUCAA
Glycine soja is the source of this 1754-nucleotide messenger RNA. RefSeq names its product hydroquinone glucosyltransferase-like. Lineage: Eukaryota; Viridiplantae; Streptophyta; Magnoliopsida; Fabales; Fabaceae. The coding region runs from base 106 to 1518 and encodes 470 amino acids. Gene Ontology annotation, molecular function: UDP-glycosyltransferase activity. The transcript has 2 exons. The record is from RefSeq and is a predicted model, not a curated record.